This is a messenger RNA of Spirometra erinaceieuropaei, 1458 nucleotides long. The record is from the annotation of a GenBank genome assembly. NCBI's taxonomy places the organism in Eukaryota, Metazoa, Platyhelminthes, Cestoda, Diphyllobothriidea, Diphyllobothriidae.
AUGGGACUCCGUUUGCAGCCCCUCAGAAGGCCACAAACACUCAGCAAGCUACUGACCCAGUGGCUGGGAGUCCGGCCCCUUACUCCUCCUUUGCACCUUUUCUCCUCCCUUCUCCCCUGCCCUCCACUCUCUUUCUACUCUCCACGCUGCUCCACCGUCUUACCCCACGGUCGAAAGUCCUACGGCGAGGGCGGUAUGCAAUCACGUAGGCGGCCCAAGUCAUUGGUCGUUCUCUCACAAAACCCCGUGACCAAUAUUGGAGAGCGGUAUCCGUCUGGUACGACAAAGCAGCCCAAUUUAAUGACCGCUGCUUUACCCCUUGAGAGGGAGGGGGAUACACUAGUGCACUAAACAAAGUUGAGGCCGCGAUAUCGGCGCGGAGACCGAUAAACAUGCGAUCGAAACCAAAGCACAAGACAAGACACUCUGUUUUCCUCCUCCUAUUCUCUGCCCCCCCCCCCACAGGCAGCUAGGACGAAUCCGUUCAUUCCGGCAACCUGGAAUGUUAGUUCACUUUUAGAUAAUCGAGGAGCAACCGACCGGAACGGAGGCCCGCCCUAGCCGCUUGGGAAGUGAUGCGCUACAAAGUGGACAUGGCCAGCGAGACCCGUUUCUCCAUAGAAGGCCAACUGGAGGAAGUGGGUGUCGUCUACACCUUCUUCUGGAGAUUUCGCCCCAAGACAGAAGGAUAAGACGCGGGCAUCGUCCUUGCCCUUCAUAACGACAUCGUAUGAAAACUGCCCUGUCUCCCACAGGACAGCAAUGAUCGUCUCAUGAGCCUCCAUCUGCCUCUCCGGAGAGACAAAUUCGCUACCGUCGUCUGCGUCUACGCCUCCCCCCAACGAGGACCAGCUCUGAAACUGCAAGCAACAAAUUCCGCGAGGGCCUGCACGCUCUCCUGACGACUGUGCCGAAGGCGGAUAAGUUGAUUGUCCUUGGUAACUUCAACGUCCGCGUCGGCACAAACCGUGCUGCCUGAAGAUGAGUGCUGGGUUCCCAUGAUCUCGGCGGCUCCAAUGACAAUGGCUUGCUCCUCCUAUGAACCUGUGCAGAACAUCGUCUCAUCCUGACCAACACCCUCUUCCGCCUUUCAAUAUGAGAGAAGGCCACCUGUAUGCGCCAUCGGUCGCGACCCUGGCACCUGCAGGACUAUGCCCUUGUUCGGAGGCGACACCAGAAGGACGUGUGGGUAACAAAGUAGAUCCCGAGUGCCAACGGGUGGACCGACGAUCCCCUCGCAGGAGACCUCAAUGUAGGCAACCUACAGGUAAGUUGAAUGUUGCUUUGUCUUUGCCUCCUCACCAUCUCCAUUUCAGUAGUGCGCUAAAUCACUGACUAGCCGACCUUUCAGCCGCCGCCGCCGCCGCCGCCGCCGCCGACGACGACGACAACGACGACGACGACGACGACGACGACGACGACGACGACGACGAGGACGCCAUUGUGGGGGACCGAUGA